AAUAUAAUUUCAAAUAGAUCGUGUGAAUCGAGUGAGAUGUUUAUAGUGUUAACUUUGAUGUAUGUACCAGGGUAGUAAGCUGAAGGAUGAAAUUAUACUACUCGACGAGUUCACGUAAUUUAAGCUCGUCAUAGCGAAAGCUCCGUCGAACAUCAGUUUAUUAAUAAUGAACAAAACUCACAUGGAUAAAAGACUGAAUCAAUUGCCAACUUGGCUGUGGACUAAUUCCACUACUUUACCACCAAUCUAUAAGAUGGUAUGGGAAGCGGUGAGAGAGGACAAACUCAGAACCAAUGGAAUGCAAACCGAGCUAUUGGUCGAUACAAACAAAGUCUUUCCUUUAUUGCUCACUAGUCAGCUUCCUACGGAAGUCCUUGGACACAUAUGGAAUUUGGCAAAUCAAAAGUAUGCUGGACAACUCACAGAGCAAGAACUAUAUAUUGUUCUUGCUCUUGUUGCUGCAGCACAGGCUUCUUACACGUUCAAUAGCCUAGAUAUAUUACAUCUACUUCCAUUUCCACCUACUCCUUAUUUGAACAUUGAAUGUUUAAUGAAUCUACAGCCUGUAACUCAGUUAAAUUCUGCAGCUAAGAUUCAAAACCUUCAAGAAAGUUCUGAAAUCGGGUUUAUUAGCUCUGAUGAAAGAUAUUCCUUGGAAGUUAAAGGAAAAAUGAAAUUGCAUCAACAAGGAGUCAUAUCUUCAGACUUAAAUGUGCAAAUGACAAACAAUGUACCUGGAAAAAUUUCAUGUUUUGAUAAUAAGUCUUAUGUCUCUUCUACUACCAUAUGGGAUUCAAAUAAUGUAUCAAAGGAUAUGAAGCAAACUUCCCGCCCUCAAUUAGAUUCUAAACAUCAACCAACAGCAGAUCUGUGUGAUGACUUUUCUGAAUUUCAAAGUGCUCCAAUUUCUAACAUUCCUAAUAUUCCAAUUUGGGAUACAAAACAGGGCUCAGCCAUUGGAAGUAGACUUGCAAAUCAUAAUUUAGGUAUUAAAAAACCAAUGGAGAAGUCAAAGAAGAAUAAUAUAAAUGCUAAAUCUGCUCAUGGCACUACUCAAACGCGUAUUACAUCUUUACCAUUAACUACAAUGUCUCAGAGUAAAGAUCAAUCAACAUUGGAUUGCUUAUCAGAAUUAUUUCCUAAGUGUGCAAUAAAAAAUCAAUCUAAAACAGUAAUUCUUAAGGAUACAGUGAUAAGAAAUAAUGAUCCGCCCAAGGACCAUAGUGAGAAUGUAAAAGAUUAUACAAGUACAGAAAUUAUAAAUUUACCUAAUGACAAAGAUGUGUUGAAUAAGUUAGAAUGGAUGGAUAAGGCUUCAUCAACAACAAUGGAAUCCACUCAACAGGAUCUUAUGAAUCUACAACUUGUUGAAGAUAAAUAUAGUGCCUUGCGUGCAUUGGUUCAAGAAACAACUGUGUCAACUGAACCAGAGGCAAACGCAAGUUACAGCAAUCAAUCAACUGAUGAAUUUGGAGAAUUUGUGUCUGCAGAACAACCUGCUAGUAAUACUCCUGCCACAAAUGCUUUAGAUACUGACAGUUUUGCCGAUAUUUUUACAGAUUUUGAGUUUAGAUCUACUAACAAUAAUAAUGCAAACGCAGCAGAUUUUAAUCUUAUGCCAGAUAUUUCUGAAUCAUUUGACAAUCUUAAGCUUGAGGAUAAUGUAGAAGAACGCUCCUUAGAGAUAGGGAAAGCUCUUCAGAAGGAAGAUGCCAUAUCAAUUAAUAGUAUAGAAUUCAUGAACGGUGCAUCAAAUGCAUUAACUCGAUCAGGAUCUGUGCCUAGUUUAGAUCUUAAGUCUUUCUUACCGUCAAAUACUGAAGAUGAGCAAAUAGUAGAUACUACACAUCAGUCAGAAUAUUGGGAAUGGAAGCAAUACAUGGAGAGCUGUGUGUUAUUAUUACAAGUAGCUGCAAAUAUAUUUACAAAUAUUAGUUCAGAACUUGUAUUACAUGAAGUUUUAAAUUCAGUACAAGGAUACAACUUUCUAUGCAAUUUAGCCGAAGUCGCAGCUGUUUGUAGACGGGUUAAUUUUUCAUAUAAGGAAAUGGAUAUCAAUAUAAUAGGUUUUGAUGAGCUAUUAAUGGAUAUUGAUCGAAUUUGGGCAGAAAUGGAACCAUUUUAUGCAAACAUACCAAUUGUUACGGAAUUACCAGCUUGGCCUUUACAUCAAGGUGAAGCCAUUUGUUGUUCACUUUGUUUAACAGUUAUUACUAGUGGCAGGGUAGUUUAUAAUGAAAAUAAUUAUCACGUUACUUGUGCUAAUCUAUGGCUUAAUUGUGUAAACAAUAAUUUGCCCGUGAUGCGGCAUCCAGUCUGUUCUCAUUCGAAUAUGUGUCCAGGUAACAAUCAUAUUUGAUAUUGAUCUGCAUUAG
Molecule: messenger RNA, 2375 nt
Organism: Bombus pyrosoma
Lineage: Eukaryota; Metazoa; Arthropoda; Insecta; Hymenoptera; Apidae
Product: synergin gamma-like
Exons: 6
Coding region: 167-2359 (730 amino acids)
Cellular component (GO): clathrin coat of trans-Golgi network vesicle
Molecular function (GO): protein binding
Source: RefSeq, a predicted model, not a curated record